Messenger RNA from Merops nubicus (carmine bee-eater), 438 nucleotides. RefSeq names its product eukaryotic translation elongation factor 1 epsilon 1 (gene EEF1E1). Gene Ontology annotation, cellular component: cytoplasm; aminoacyl-tRNA synthetase multienzyme complex; nucleus. Gene Ontology annotation, biological process: positive regulation of DNA damage response, signal transduction by p53 class mediator. NCBI's taxonomy places the organism in Eukaryota, Metazoa, Chordata, Aves, Coraciiformes, Meropidae. The record is from RefSeq and is a predicted model, not a curated record. The annotation marks the transcript as partial. The transcript has 3 exons.
GUUCCUGUUCUGCAGAGGAACAAUGGUCCUGGCCUGACAGGGUUGGUGACCAUUGCUGCCCACCUAGUUAGACAGGCUAAGAAGGAGCAGCUCCUGGGGAGCACUGCAGAGGAGAAGGCUGUUGUUCAGCAGUGGCUGGAGUACAGAGUGACUCGAGUGGAUGGAAGCUCCAGUAAAGAAGACACCAGAAUAAUUCUGGGGGAUCUUAACAUGCACCUCGAAGAUAAAGUCUACCUUGCAGGAAACACUUUUACCUUAGCAGACAUUUUGAUGUACUAUGGAUUGCAUCGUGUCAUGGUGGACCUCACAGUGCAGGAGAAGGAGAAAUACCUCAACGUGUCCCGUUGGUUCAGCCACAUCCAGCAUUACCCAGGAGUCCGACAGCAUCUGCCCAACGUCGUCUUUGUCAAGAACAGAUUGUACACCAAUGCUCACUGA